Colletotrichum navitas is the source of this 756-nucleotide messenger RNA. RefSeq lists its product as uncharacterized. Bases 1 to 756 code for a protein of 251 amino acids. The transcript has a single exon. NCBI's taxonomy places the organism in Eukaryota, Fungi, Ascomycota, Sordariomycetes, Glomerellales, Glomerellaceae. The record is from RefSeq and is a predicted model, not a curated record.
AUGGACAUCCCAAAAUUGACAUUCAACCCGCCUUCGGGUGACGCCAUCACCCCCCCGACCUCGCGCUUCGCCGACCGCGCCAGCCCCAAGAUGGCCUUCUCCACGCUCCAAGUCGCGCCUCAGCUCAACGGCAGCGUGGCGCCGAGCCUGUCAUCCCUCUCCUUUGACUUCACCACGCCAACCAAGGCCGAUGCCUCGCCCAAGUCAAAGUCCACUACCAAGAGGCAUGCUCCCAAGUUGACCUCCUUUGCGCUUGCCUCCCCCUCCAAAAAGUCCAGCACGGCAGAGACCCCGAGGCCAACCAAGGCCACCUCGGCCACCAGAACCCCCUCCCCCAAAAAGGUCUCCUUCGCCGACGACAGCUUUACCUCCUUGACCGCCUCCACACCCAAGCACUUUUGCGCGUCCACGCCAAAACUGGCCCGUGGUCUUUCACCAAAGUCCAGCCCCUCCAAGCCGGCAUUCUCUGACUUUUCUGUCAUGUCAAUAACCUCGCCGACAACACCCCAGCUUACUCACGAUCAGUUCGACUCAAACCAGGGACAACCCGCGACCUGUGCCGCCCUUCUGUCGCUCUCCGAGAUUCGAGAGCUGGAUCUCGAGCAAGGCGGUGUAUUCGAGUCCCCGUCAAAGGUCGACACGACGAUGCAUGACAUUACUAUGCUGUCUGACAUUACCGCCGCGUCGCCGAGAAAGCCUCAAGCAUACACCCUCGCAUCCGUCGCGCUUUCGGAAAUGGCCAAGAAACUCUGGUGA